AUGUCAGCAGACACCAUCCGGGCGCACAGCAAAUCGAGGACUGGCUGCCUACGCUGCAAAAGGCGCAAGGUCAAGUGCGAUGAAAUUCGGCCGCGCUGUACCGCAUGCAAUCGCCGCGACGAUAAUUGCGUCUACCCUUCACCCUUUGCGGCGGGAAGCAAUGGCAACGGCAGUGGCACAGCGGGGGAGGACGACUCGUCACGAGCAUGUUCCAAUCUCUCGAGUUCCCGCAGUCCCGAAUCUGGGCCGUCGUCCGCACUGGCAUCCAUCCUCAAGAGCGACACCGAUCUGGCCACCCGGAGGACUCUCGCUCAUAGCCUGGACCAGCACGACCUGCGCCUCCUGUGGCACUAUAUGCGCAAAGUAGCACCACUCGACGCCAGCGACCCGCUGAUUGUCGAGAUCCGGCAGGACGAUUUUGUCCAGGAGGCCCUGCAAUACCCCUUCAUGAUGGAGGCGCUUCUCAGCAUGUCCGCCCUGCAUCUCCGAGCGUGGAGGGACCGAACGGCAGACUGGGCGCUCGUUGCAGAGCUAAAGAAGUCACGCGCUCUAAAGGGCUACAUCUCUACCCUGACCGACGUCACGGACGACAAUGUGCUUGCUGCUUUUUGCUGUUCCACUAUUCUACCGAUCACGUUCCUAGCGAGCUCUGCCCCGGACAUGGCGGCCACCGCAACCCCCCCAGGCGACGUCGUUCAAGCCAUCUGCACACUCCUUCGUCUGCAAUGCGGCAUUGGUGCUGUUAUGAGGACUUUCAAGACCGAUCGACUGUGGGAGUCGAGAGUAUGCAAGAUGAUGACGAGAGCGUCUCAAGCGAAGCCAACAGACUUGCCCACCGAGACGACGGAGGCUCUUGCACACCUGCGCUCCACUCUCAAGGACACACGACACCAGCUGACCGACUACGGAGGGAUAUAUCUGAGCGCUGUCUGCCAUCUCGAACGAUGUCUGGCGCUCCUGUCUUCAAAUCCCGCGGAUAUCGACAUCGACGCCGAGCACGUCUUCGGCUGGCCAGUUCUGUGCGGCGAGCUGUAUGUUGAAGCGCUGGUCAGUAAGCAUCCCCCAGCGCUCGCCAUUCUUGCAUGCUAUGGAGUUGCGCUGCACCAUUUGAGGGCACUCUGGUUUAUAGGGGACUGGGGACAACAUAUCGUACACGCCACUUCUACGUAUUUGGACUCUACGUGGAAAUUUGCGACAUCGUGGGCGCGGAGACAUGUCGAGGGCUAG
Messenger RNA from Saxophila tyrrhenica, 1227 nucleotides. RefSeq lists its product as uncharacterized. The record is from RefSeq and is a predicted model, not a curated record. Gene Ontology annotation, molecular function: DNA-binding transcription activator activity, RNA polymerase II-specific; zinc ion binding. Lineage: Eukaryota; Fungi; Ascomycota; Dothideomycetes; Mycosphaerellales; Extremaceae. Bases 1 to 1227 code for a protein of 408 amino acids. The transcript is spliced from 2 exons. Gene Ontology annotation, biological process: regulation of transcription by RNA polymerase II.